Messenger RNA from Suillus subalutaceus, 1977 nucleotides. RefSeq lists its product as uncharacterized. Bases 1 to 1977 code for a protein of 658 amino acids. The transcript has 5 exons. Gene Ontology annotation, cellular component: actin cortical patch. The record is from RefSeq and is a predicted model, not a curated record. Lineage: Eukaryota; Fungi; Basidiomycota; Agaricomycetes; Boletales; Suillaceae. Gene Ontology annotation, molecular function: phosphatidate phosphatase activity.
AUGUCUGCAAGUAACCCUUGCCCAUCGUCGCGUCUGGCUGGCCUGAAAUCCUUCAUCUCCAAACAGAACCUUCGCACGUAUAUACCAACUCGCCGAGCGCUCAGACAAGGGGAGAGCGGUUACGUUGAUGGGCGGACGACAAUGCAGAGCUGGAGUCAGUGGGUGGGUAAGAAAAUCAGAUGGAGUGGAUCAGAUGUGACAACCACGGACGAAGUGACUCUAUUUCCUGGCUGGGUAUCACGGUGGCUUGUGAGUGAGCAUGAGGAUGAAAAUGCAUUUGACUUACUUGUUUAUGUCUCGGGCUAUGCGACGACACGCAGGUCGCCAGAAUUUCUUACCCGCUCUCAGCGUGCGUUUCUGAGACUAGCUAGAAGUUAUGCAUCUCUACCCAAACUACCGGGUCAACAGUCGCCCGUCAAAGGAUCAUCUAUGAUAGAAAUAGACGGCAUCAGGCUACCUCCCCGUCCAGACGAAAUAGCAGAUGACUUCGAGAUGGAACUAGACAAGGAAUUCGAACACAUGAGGGACCCACAAUAUCCUCGACUUACUGAAGAACCAUAUGAAUCUGAGUCUGACCCUCAACCGACACCUUCAGCGCCGUUUGCGAGCGCUCUACUCCAUAAACAACACAAGAACCUCGAGGCGCGUCUGCGACCAUUUUGGUCAUCCGCGUUAUCAUCCCGCACUGUCCAAAUAUCCAUUUUUGCUGUAUCUACUACCCCAGGCGACAUCCAUUCGAAACGUGACGCUCUCAAGGAUGACGGCGCCUUCGCAAACCCCUUCAAGAUUCCCUGGCAGGAUCUAUCUAGGCAUCCUAUAGCACGGCACAGACAAUCCGACGGAUCGGAUGUAGAGCAUGAGCUACUCGUUUCUGCAAAGCUGUUACCUGAGCCUGCGCCCACACCCGCAUACCUGUUUCACACAGACGUUCCAAAGAACAUUUCGCUGGUUGUUCCAAUCACAUUUUCACCCAUCCAUGUAAUAACAGACAUAGACGAUACUAUCAAGCUCUCAAAUAUCACGAGUGGUGCUCGUGCCGUCUUCCGCAACGUUUUUGUUAAAGACCUCGAGGAAACGACUAUUCCAGAGAUGGGGACAUGGUACAAGUCAAUGUGGGAGCGAGGCGUUCGCUUCCAUUACGUCUCUAAUUCCCCCUUUGAACUCCUCCCAGUCAUCAAAGAUUUUUUGCAGAUAUCCGACCUUCCGCACGGAUCUAUUGCCCUUAAAUCUUACAGUGGUAGAUCCUUCUUCAAUGCCCUUCUUUCUGAUCCCGCCACUCGCAAGCGUGCAAAUGUGGUUGAAGUCCUUGAUGGUUUUCCUGACUCGAAGUUCAUCCUAAUUGGGGAUUCAGGCGAGCAAGAUCUGGAGCUGUAUGCAUCCAUCGCCAUGGAGCGUCCCCAGCAGAUUCUGGCUGUGUUCAUCCGAGAUGUACACAAUGCAGGACUUGCGGAUGCUACAGGUAGUUCGGCGAGUCUCAUGUCCACGAAGGCUCCCGGGCCUGUCAAGAAGACGAGCUUGCCACCACAACCCCUUGCUACUCGUCCACACCCCCUUCGUUCGAUGUCUGACCCGGAUACUUUGAAAGAGUUGGGGCCGUAUGCCGCAAAACCGGGGCCAUCCGUGAAGAGGAGACCCACCUCCAAAUUGACCCUGCUUCCACAAUCAUUUUCCUCAUUUGAUAUUCCCGCAAAUUCAGAUUCCAAAACCAAAACGAGGAUGUCUGUGGACUCCAUAAGCUCGAUUGGGUCGAGUUCCAGCUCUUUAUCUUUGCGCAACUUCAGGCGGGCGACUGGUCAGACUACGCCAUCUAUGACGGAGGCGGAGAAGAAGCGCUUCGAGCUGCAGAACCGCGUAAACAAAGCGAAAUUGAUGAUGGGGUCUGACGUCAUUCUGCGAGUGUUCAAGCUCCCAGAGGAGUGUAUAGAGACUGAGCGGCUUCUAGGGCCACUGAAAGAUGAGAUCGGGAGACCCACAUAG